Molecule: messenger RNA, 1017 nt
Organism: Blepharisma stoltei
Lineage: Eukaryota; Ciliophora; Heterotrichea; Heterotrichida; Blepharismidae
Source: the annotation of a GenBank genome assembly
AUGUCUGCCCAUAAUAAUAAAGUUUGCAGAAGUAUUUCAGUGAUAAGCAACUCCCCAUUAGGCUUACCAACAUUCAAUCAAACCCCUAUUUCCCUUGCCCCAGAUUUUGCUUUAUCAUUGCUUAACAAAGAGCUCGAAGCUCAAAAAAAUUGCUCAAUUCAAGUGAUCCAAGAGCUGGUAAAUCUUUAUAGACAAGCCAUUGAAUACUAUGAAUUUGUCAAUGACCAAAAGUUCAUGUAUUAUCAAGAUCGUUUACAUAAAUUUUUAGUCAGACCUGAUAUUCUCCAUGCAAUGCAACAAGAAAAUGAAAGACUAAAAAUAACGAGAGCUACAAACAGAAAACCAAGAAGCCGAGCAACUACAAUAGCCAAACUCCAACCAGUGAAAUCGAACCCUGAGCACCGAAAUUUGACUUCAGAUGAAGUUAAAGCAAUAAUUCCACCAGUUUCGCCCAAAAAAAUCAAUAAAAUAAUGACAAAAAACGAAGAUGAAACCAAAAUAGUUACAAGCAAAACUGCUAAUGACUUCAAAACACAAGAUCUAAAUUUAGAAGAAAGGCUAAUUAAUAGAAGACAAAGAUCUUCAAAUACUUCAUUAAAUAGCAGCUUUAAUCAAGACAGCUGCAGCCCGGAUAAACGAGUGCAAAUCCCAUAUGACGAUUUAAGUGACAAUGAAGAAGAAACUCGGGUCAGCUCAAGAAGAUCAAGCUCAAUUUCGGUUAACCAAAUCAAUAAUGAAUUAAAUAGAAUACAACAAGAAAGGAAAGAGUUUUCUCCAGAAGUCCUGGAAAAGAGGCUAGAAGAGAUUAUGGAAAAACAUUUUUGUGAGAAAACUGAAAGAAUUGCAGAAAUUAAAGUAAAAUAUGAAAGAGAAAUGCAAAGACUUAGCGAGUCAGGGCUGGCUAGCAGAGGGAAAAUGAAUGAAAUUAGGAGACUUAUGAAUGAAGAGAUUGAAGCUGUAAAUGCAGCUUUGGAAUUUUCGAAACAAGGGGAAUUACUCAAACUAAAAGAGUGCUAA